AAAGAAGAAAAAUAAAAAAAUACAAAGCGAAUGCGAAACCAGAUUUAUUUUAUACCUUCUAAGGUAUAUACAUCAGCAAAUCAGUCACUCGCUCAGUUGGUGAAGUUAAGCGCAUCAUAGCGAACGUUAAAAGAACAACUCGAAGAUUUGAUUGAUAUGAUAAAGAAAAAAAAAGAAGUGAAUACAUAAUUAUGAAGUAAAAUUAAAAAAAGCCGGUAUAUGAAUAACUCAUAAUUGUGUGGAGGUAGUAAACAAACAAAUGAAUUUCAUUAAACAUUUUAAAAAUAAGAUAAACUUAUACAUUCACAUCGACACAAGCAUAUUGAAGAUUAUCUUUGGGAUUCAAGUGUGAGGUCAUCACGUAUAGCAAUAGUGCACAGAAAACGUGUUAUACCUUGCAACACGAAUUUCAAGGCCACUAUUAUAAAAGGUUUUUCAAAUCGUUAAUACAAUUUUAUUAUAAAAUUCUAAGCAAAGUGGAACGAACAUGUUCUUCUGACCCUGUAUGGAAAUGGAAAGAAAUUUUGAACUAGUUUAAUAAUAAAAGCAAUAAAGUAAAAAGAAUUCAACGCCAUAAACAAUGGAGAAAUUUUUAAUACUCAUACCAACAUGGUUUAUGUUUUCAUCGUUAUGUGUUCACUAUUGCGGAUGUGAAACCAAACAAAACAUUUUACCUGAUUUACCUCUAGAACAUUUAAAGCGCUACUUAAAUACGUUCGCCAAAGUAAAACAACAGUGUGAACAAAAUGAAACAUGCAAUCGAGACUUGUUGAAAAAUAUCACAUCCGCACAAGAUAGUGAACUUUGUUGGGGCUAUGAACGGGAUUGUGUAAAGAAAAAUCGUUUCCAAACUCCCUCCUGUCCGGGAGCGCAUACAGGUUGGGUGAGAAAUAAAGAGGCUCAAUUGGAUACAUUCUAUCAACAAGCUGACUUCGGUUAUGUACAACACCAAAACAAUGAAUUAAUGCUAAUGUGUGAGCCUAAACUUAUUACGGAUUCUUCCUUGGAAUGCACCAAAUAUUUAAGAUUUUGUCGCGGCAGAUAUCUGAUGUUAGAUUUUCGAGAUUUGGCCCAAAGAAAUGAACGUAUACGUUAUCAUAUGGAUGUACUGGGUCCUGGACAAAUCAAAGGAUACUGCAAACUAAACGAAACAAGACUUAAAAAUGAAAUGGAUCACUUGGGUGCCUUACAGUCAUGGUCACCCGAAUUAAGAAAUUUUGAGCAAGCAACAAAUAAUUUCGAUGACCAAAACAAAGAAUGUGAUAUGUUCAUAAAUACGCCCACAUUUUUAAUGAAAAUCGAUGCUACGUAUAAUAUGUAUCAUCACUUUUGUGAUUUUUUCAAUCUCUAUGCUACACUGUUUGUAAAUCAAACUCACUACACAUCGUUCGAUACAAAUACUCAGAUUAUUGUAUGGGAAACUUACCCGUAUGAUUCACCAUUUGCCGAGACGUUCAAAGCUUUUUCACAUAAUCCAGUUUGGACACUAGAUCAAGUCAAAGGUAAACGCAUUUGCUUCCGAAAUGUUGUAUUGCCUUUGUUGCCCCGUAUGAUCUUUGGUUUAUACUACAAUACACCAAUUAUACAAGGCUGCCAUAGUAGUGGUUUGUUUCGAGCCUUCUCCGAGUUUGUAUUACAUCGUUUACGAGUACCUUUCGAACCGCCUCAAAAAGAAAAAAUCAGAAUAACUUUUCUUUCGCGACGCACAAAAUACAGGCGAGUUUUAAAUGAGGAUAAAUUGCUGGAAGAAAUAAAUAAAGAUGACAAUUUUAUUAUAAAUAAAAUAUCGUAUGAAAGAGACUUGUCAUUUAUGCAGCAGCUAGAAGUUACAAGAAAUACUGACAUUUUAGUAGGCAUGCAUGGUGCCGGACUAACGCACCUUCUAUUCCUUCCCAACUGGGCAACAAUAUUUGAGCUUUACAACUGCGAAGACCCCAAUUGUUACAAAGAUUUGGCCCGUCUACGAGGCGUUAACUAUAUUACUUGGGAACAUCGUGAUUUAGUAUAUCCAGAAGAUGAAGGACAUCAUCCGGAGGGUGGAGCACAUGCUAAAUUUACAAAUUACGUAUUUGACGUAAAGGAAUUUUCACGUUUAGUUCAGCAGGCAGCCAAACAUGUGAGCAACCAUGAAGAGUUUCAAAGUUAUCAAAAAGAGGCUACACUAAAGGACGAAUUGUAGUUACUUAAGAUUUGAGAUUAAUGUACUUACUUUUUUAGGAUUUUAAUUAUUGUUUGUAAUGUGAUUUUAUUGAAAAUAUAUUUUAUACUCUUUUUCUACAAAUGAAAAAUAA
Messenger RNA from Calliphora vicina (urban bluebottle blowfly), 2291 nucleotides. RefSeq names its product EGF-domain O-GlcNAc transferase (gene Eogt). The transcript has 3 exons. Bases 581 to 2179 code for a protein of 532 amino acids. Lineage: Eukaryota; Metazoa; Arthropoda; Insecta; Diptera; Calliphoridae. Gene Ontology annotation, molecular function: protein O-acetylglucosaminyltransferase activity. Gene Ontology annotation, cellular component: endoplasmic reticulum lumen. The record is from RefSeq and is a predicted model, not a curated record.